AUGACAUCCUUCCUCUCAUACAUCCCGCUAGUCAACCGACUGGUGAGAGCGGCGCCCACUACCAUCGAUCUUCCUCCCGUCGAGGUUCACAAUGUGGAAGCAGACCCGGACAAGAGGCCGCGCACGUUGAAGCAUCUUCUGAAGGCCAACCAUGUCAAUCACUCCAUUCUGUACCACAAUCUCGAAUUCGACAACCACAUGGCGCACAUUCUGUGCUCAUCAUAUCUGCUCGGCGCAGAAUCACAACACUUGUAUCACAUAUUCGAAGUGGAAGCCAAAACCCUCGAGCCGUGGAAAGAUUCCCCUGCAGAGAUGGGCGAGGAAGACUGGCGUGAUUUCCUCGGAGACAAAAGAUACCAAAGAGCUUUUGUAGACUUUUUCGAGGAUGCCUUGGCGAUGAAGCACGCGUAUAAGUGGAAGGGUGUAGUGGAGGAGUACAUGUUCUCCGGAGAUGAGCCCCUCGUCAAUGGUCUUGUUGGCGGUCUCGGUCACCCCCUCAUCCACCUUGGCUACGCCUACGAGUUCGACAGUCGCGAGAUCGCCACAGAGGCCCUCGGUCUUGCCUCUACACAAUACAACUAUCUCCACAGAUACCUCGACGACCCAACCUACACCGUCAAACCAACCACCUCAUCCACUCCCUUGGAGCUCCUGAACAAGCUCUCCAACGACACCCGCUUCGACAAUCUCUUCAAAACCCCCGCCUUCUCCAACAUCGAAGCCCUCUUCCACAGCAAAGAAUCCGAAGCCUUGGUGCUGGAGUACUGGAAUGCCUGGGACAUCACCUCCUCUGCCUGCUCCCCAGCAGAACAAUUCCAGCUCUCACAAGAAGCCGCUGUCCAGCUUUUAGUAGCAACCGUUGCCCCGGGAACACACUCUUACAACUUCUUUCUGGUGCACGUUCUAACCACCAGCCACGCCGUGAGAGUUCUCUUGCCGUUCAUUCCGGCGAAAUUCCAUGUCAGCAUUGUGAGACAGUGGUGGUUGUUGGCCUUGGCGGCGUAUAUUGCUGUCUUGAGACCGAAGAUCGACGUGGAUUAUGUGCCUGGGGAGGGGGAGCUGAAGGGGAAGGGGUGGAAGUAUGUUGAGCAUAAGGCUUUGACGGGGGAGUGGGCUACUGAUGCGCAUUAUGUCAAGGCCAUCCGGGCGAUGAGGGAAGCGGCGAGGACUUGGGGGGAUGUUCAUGAGAAGUAUUUGGCUGCUGCUGUGAGGUUUAGUGAUGAUUUUGAGGGGUGGUUUUGA
Messenger RNA from Podospora anserina S mat+, 1242 nucleotides. RefSeq lists its product as uncharacterized. The transcript has 3 exons. NCBI's taxonomy places the organism in Eukaryota, Fungi, Ascomycota, Sordariomycetes, Sordariales, Podosporaceae. Gene Ontology annotation, molecular function: oxidoreductase activity. The record is from RefSeq and is a predicted model, not a curated record. Bases 1 to 1242 code for a protein of 413 amino acids.